Molecule: messenger RNA, 2203 nt
Organism: Bactrocera latifrons
Lineage: Eukaryota; Metazoa; Arthropoda; Insecta; Diptera; Tephritidae
Exons: 2
Coding region: 722-1186 (154 amino acids)
Source: RefSeq, a predicted model, not a curated record
UAAUCGAAUAUAAAUAAGUAAAAAAGGAAGAUUAAGCCGUAAAAAAAAUUCAACGCGAAAGAACUGAAGACGAGCAGGUGUUGGUCUAGCCAGGGUUUUUUUUUUGAAAUGUGUCCGAAGGCUGCCAAUGCAGAAAAGAGUUCAAUGCGGAAAACUAAUAAUAUGUUAUUUAUUUCCAGCCUUUGGAGUAUUAUUUGUAUUCCUUAUUUAUGUAAAUAAGAUUACAAUGAUUAUUGGUUAGAAUGCAACCCGUUUGUUAUUGGGUGAACAAAAAGAAAUAAAUAAAAGUUAAAAUAAAUGGGUAGAAAUGACUUAGUAAAGUGUUAGUGAAUAUAAAAGUUAAAAAUAUAACCGUAAAAUGCAUUUGACAAUGACCUCAAAAACCAUAAGUCAGCGGCAACUCUGUAUAUACAUAUUGUAGCAAUGUAAAUGUGAUUACUGCAUUAUGCUGUAUCGUUACCUUAUUUUGAUGUUACUUGAAAAAGCAAUCCUGUUGUAUUUUUGAAUUUGUAUCAUACCUCAUUUUAAUGUUACUCGAAUAAGCAACCCUGAUGUAAUUUUUAAAACUUGUAACUGGCGACAUGAAAGCGAGAAAAAAUAAAGAAGAGCCAGUUCGGACGCAACCACGAAACGAAACUUCCUACAAAAUCUCAGAAGUGGGAUUCGGGCACAGUAGCAAAGUACAGUUUUAACAAAAUUUUUGAAAAAUUUUUUUAUAAAAAUGGAGUGCGUCGACACAAACAUAUAUACGGCGGCCCAGUUGCGUGAGUGGUUGAAGCGGUUGGAGCUCCCGACUCAUGGCAACAAAAGUGACAUGGCAAUAAGGUUGGGUGAUGUGCCUGCWAUUGAGCGUGGCGAUUGUCCUAGUUUCGCUGGCGAGGAGGUUGAAUUGGUGGGCAUUGAUGAAACACCUUUGGAGGAGGCAGCGGAACGUGAUUUAAAGACGCAGAAUGAGCUCCUGACCAAAGAAGUCGAGCAGUUGAAGCUAACGAUCGUGCAACUUAAAUCAAGCAAUGUAGUAGGCGGCGCCACUGAUGUGACAGAAAAAGACGAUUCAUCGAAUAGCAGAGCUUCGAGUACUUUAAAUAACGGCGCAACGAAUGUCAGCGCGACAUACAACAAACAAACAAACUACAACAUGCAACAAAUAAUAGCGGCGGCGCUUCGAACGACAGCGGCGCAUUGAACAACGGCAGCGCUUUCAACGAUAACAGCACUUUAAACGACAAUGACGCUUUGAACAGCAACGGCGCUGUAGGUACAGUAACAAACGAAYGUAAUAAAGAUAGCGCUACGGUAAGGAAUGUCGUUGCUAUACCUUUGGAGAUGUUAAAAGAUCUGUUACCAGAAUACGAAGGUGGGUCGAAUUUUAACGUUUGGAUUCAACAAUUARGAAGUGCUGGGAAAGUUUUUAAUCUCGAUAAUGGCGCCCUGUAAUGAUAAGCAAACUAAAAGGUAGUGCAAGAGUGUGGCUGCAUCGAGGCCUCUGUUUAUCACAGAAAAUAUAGACAGCCUUGUUGCAGAAAUGCAAGCGGUGUAAGGCUUCCAAAAGUACUACAAUGAAAAGGUUUCACUGUCAGGUCCCUUGAAUAUGGAUGAAUGCGAGUUGAUUCGACCAUAUUGUCGAAGGUAUGCCGGACGAGCAGUUACGGACUCAGGCAUAUAUCCAAUGCUACACUAAAAGAGUGCAGCUUCUGCAGGCGUUCGGGAGAGUUGAAUUGAAACAUUACUCGAUGCAGAUGCCUCGCACUAGCGUCAGAUGUUUCAACUGCAACUCAUUUGGACACAUGGCCGUGCCAUGUCGGAAACCGAAGCGAGAGGUUGGGGCGUGUUAUGGGUGUGGCAGCAUGGAGCGUAAAGUCGCUACGUGUCCAACGAGGAUUCAAAACAACCGUGCAGAUGAGAGCCCAUACAAUGCCUCAUAGACUCAGGGAGUCCAAUAAGUUUUGCAAAACGAUCAUCCUUACCAGAUAAUAUUGAAUUUAAUGAUAAUUUUUCAGUUUGURUUCCAUAUUUUGGGUUAAAUAAAAGUAAAUUAGAAAUGUUCGGUGAAUUUAAUUGUAAUGUUUGUUUUGAAAAUAAAUUUAUCAAUAUAAAUUUGAUCGUAGUGGUAAAUGAGACUAUGGGGUAUGACGUAGUUUUUGGUAGAGACUUUUUCAAACCAAGUAAUUUAAUUUUGAUAAGCAAGGAUGAGAUCAAAAAG